CAGCAUUGAGGACGUAGUUCCAAAGCUUAUAAAUAACAAGGUGACAGUUUUCCACGGCGUACUCAUUGCCAGUGUCCGCAAGCCCUUGUGAGCUGUAUCCAAUAGGCUACAAACAUGUAUGCAUGUGCUAAGUUUGUCACCUCACCUGCUGUGCUCCGUGGAGGGUCCAGGGUUUUGGCCCGGCCUGUUUCAGUGUCUGUGUUCAACAGACCUGAAGUAAGAAGUGAACAGGCAGCCCUGUUGCCAGUCAGUCAAGCUUCCCUUCUUAAUGUAACCCGGGGGUUCCAGACCAGCGCUGUAUCCAGAGAUAUCGACACGGCAGCUAAGUUUAUUGGUGCUGGUGCAGCCACAGUGGGUGUUGCCGGAUCAGGAGCUGGAAUUGGAACAGUGUUCGGCAGCCUCAUUAUUGGCUAUGCUAGGAACCCAUCCCUGAAACAGCAGCUUUUCUCUUAUGCCAUUUUGGGCUUUGCUUUGUCUGAGGCCAUGGGUCUGUUCUGUCUGAUGGUGGCGUUCCUCAUCCUGUUCGCCAUGUGAUUUAGACGUCUGUUCUUCUCCCACACUGUCAACUCUGGAGACCGGAGCUAUGACGCACAGCUUAUGCCGUGGCAUUGCCAUUCCAACAAGAAACUCUCCCUUUUUAUGUUCCCCUGUACCAUUUUUCUCGUUCCGAAAGUUUUAUGUAAGAACUCACUUCACAUAAGACAUUUGAAUAAAUGGUUGAAAUCUG
Molecule: messenger RNA, 727 nt
Organism: Myxocyprinus asiaticus (Chinese sucker)
Lineage: Eukaryota; Metazoa; Chordata; Actinopteri; Cypriniformes; Catostomidae
Product: ATP synthase F(0) complex subunit C3, mitochondrial-like
Exons: 5
Coding region: 115-534 (139 amino acids)
Biological process (GO): proton motive force-driven ATP synthesis; proton transmembrane transport
Molecular function (GO): proton transmembrane transporter activity
Source: RefSeq, a predicted model, not a curated record